AAUUUUGGCUAAAUCAAACUCAAAUCAAACCUGAUUUGAAUCAAAUCAGCUACUGAUCUAAGGAUUUCUCUAGAAACCAAAUUUUCCCAAAAACCAAAAUCCCCUCCUUCCCGAUUUCACGGACCCAGCCCCUCCAUCUGCGAUUUCCGGUCACCGCUUGGUCCGGCCAUCGCCGGCUCCUCCUGCCGCCGUCUUUCUCUCUCCGUUUCCGUUUCUGGUGAGCGCAAAAAUCACAGACGAAGCUGCUACUUCAUCCCGAUCGAGAGAGUCGCGUCUCCGGCCUUCCUUCGUCUUUCCGGGACUCCAGCUCGACCGGCCGAUUCCAACUUCCUUCUCGUGGCAGCUUCGCUCGAUUUCUCUCUCUCCCUUCCUGUUCCGGCUGGUGCAGCAAUCAGGAGAAGCUGUGACUGUGGUUGCGAUCGGGACAGUCCCGUUACCCAUUUUCUUUGCAUUUUUCGGCGAGCCCCAGCCAAGGACUGGCCAGGCUGGACCUCCCACCUCAUCCCUGGUUCCUCUCUGAUCACUCUCUUCUGUCUCCGGUAAAUUUAGCGGCGGCAGUAGCUAGCUCGAGGGAGACGUUUUGACUACGGAUCGUUCUAACCGCAAAAUUUCGAUUCCGGCGUGUGUUGCGGCUGGCAGAAGAAGAGGAGGAAAAAAGUGAAUGAAAUGGCGCAGGACAAUGGCAUAGCAGAAACCAAAAAGAAUGAACCUGGUGUAAACGUUGAAAAGAAGCACAAGGGCCUUUUGUCUCGUAUCUGGAAUGGCAUUUUUAGACUUCACCAUGCUGAUUUUGAGAAGAGAUUGCAGAACAUAUCUAAGGAAGAAGCUGCCGUUUUAGCUAGAAUGAAGAAGCGAUCACUUACCUGGCGAAAGAUGACUAGGCAUCUGAUUAUUUUCUCUGUCAUUUUUGAGGUAAUUGCUGUAGGUUAUGCUAUCAUGACAACAAGAUCAAUGGAUUUGAACUGGAAGAUGAGAGCAUUUCGAGUUUUGCCAAUGUUUCUUUUGCCUGGUUUAUCAUCUCUUGCUUAUUCAACAUUUGCGAGUUUCACAAGGAUGUGUGAUCGCAAGGAUCAGAAAACUCUAGAAAGGUUGCGGGCUGAAAGGCAAGCGAAAAUUGAUGAACUUAAAGAGAAGACAAAUUACUACACUACGCAGCAACUCAUUCAGAGAUAUGAUCCUGAUCCAGCAGCAAAGGCAGCAGCUGCAACUGUGCUUGCAUCUAAGUUGGGUGCAGAUUCUGGCCUAAAAGUGUAUGUGGGUGAAGAUGAAGCUAAGCUUAACAUUCCAACAGGGAAGAGUAAGGAUGUUGAGUUUGCAGAAGCAAGCGGCCUUAGAAAUAGAAAGCAAGUGGACACUAGAUCUAGCAGUGCAGGGAGUUCUCCAGUACGCCAUUCUAAUGAAGAAAUGCUAUGUUCUGGACAACGCGAGGAUCUUCAAAAUUCUAAAGAUAACCAACUUGUCGUUCAGCAUCAUAAUCCAAAGUCUUCACUGGUGCAUGAUGGAGGGUGGAUUACUCGAUUAGCAGCAUUACUUGUAGGCGAGGAUCCUACACAAUCUUAUGCAUUGAUAUGUGGCAACUGCCAUAUGCACAAUGGCCUUGCGAGGAAGGAGGAUUUCCCAUAUAUUACUUACUUCUGCCCACACUGUCAUGCCCUGAAUCAACCAAAACAAUCAGAAGAGAGUGUUUCUACUUCAAAUUUGGGCACUCUGACAGCUGGUGGCGAUGUUGAAGCCGUCAACGAUGCCAGUAAUCCCCCAAGUGACAGCAUUCUACAAAGUAACAGCCCUACCAGAGCUGAUUCAAAAAAUGAUGAAGUAGCUGAAAUGCCAGCAUCAUGAGAGUUGGCUACUUAAGAGUCUCGAUGUAUGAUUACAGGUGAUAAGUUUGACCUUGUUCUGCCUUUCAUCAGAUCUUUGAUUGCCAUUUUGAGUCCUGGAAUGGUAAUAUUGUGUAUGCUUGAGAUUUUGGUGGUUGGUACUUUUUGUACUUUAUGAUGUAUAAAUAUAUCAUGGCUCAAUUAUAAUAGUGGAAAUUGUAUCUGCUCCUUAUGUCUAGCUUACGGCUGAAGGCCCUUUAGGGUUGUUUGUGUUAGAACACUUUCUUCAUUUCCGUACAGAAAGCCUCAAAAAUGAAUGAAAUGAUAUUCAACUUU
Jatropha curcas is the source of this 2153-nucleotide messenger RNA. NCBI's taxonomy places the organism in Eukaryota, Viridiplantae, Streptophyta, Magnoliopsida, Malpighiales, Euphorbiaceae. The record is from RefSeq and is a predicted model, not a curated record.